GAAGCCGAGCUGCUGUUGCUCCGCUAGACAGACUCGCCCACCUUCAAGCCUUUCAUUCCCUCUGCCCGCACACAACAGCCGCAGCCAUGGCCACCCUGGAUAGAGACCACUAUGUAUACCAAGCCAAACUUGCUGAACAAGCAGAGCGAUACGACGAAAUGGUAGAGUCGAUGAAGAGUGUAGCAGGAAAGGACGUCGAGCUAACGGUGGAGGAAAGGAAUCUGCUCUCGGUGGCCUAUAAGAACGUGAUCGGUGCGAGGAGAGCGUCAUGGAGGAUAAUCAGCAGCAUCGAGCAGAAGGAGGAGAGCAAAGGAAGCGAAGACAAACUCAAAAUGAUCCGGGAAUACAGGCAAACGGUAGAGAAAGAGUUGAAAUCGAUCUGUAACGACAUACUGGAUGUACUGGACAAACACCUCAUUCCAGCAGCCAACACGGGAGAGUCGAAGGUUUUCUACUACAAAAUGAAGGGCGACUACCACAGGUACUUGGCAGAGUUUGCCACGGGCAACGACAGGAAGGAAGCAGCCGAGAACAGCUUGGUAGCGUACAAAGCAGCCAGCGACAUCGCCAUGAUCGAACUGCCACCGACACACCCCAUCCGCCUCGGACUGGCUCUCAACUUCUCCGUCUUCUAUUACGAGAUCCUCAAUUCUCCAGACCGAGCCUGCAGGUUGGCGAAGGCGGCGUUUGAUGAUGCGAUAGCAGAACUGGACACGCUCAGUGAGGAGAGCUAUAAGGAUUCAACACUCAUCAUGCAGUUGUUACGUGACAACCUGACGCUAUGGACUUCAGACAUGCAGGGAGACGCUGAAGAACAGAAUAAAGAAGCACUGCAGGAUGUUGAAGAUGAAAACCAGUGAGACACGGCACAGCCGUCACGAAACCCUUUUCUCUUACCUCUGUCUUUCUUCAAGUCUCGUCCCUCCCCUCUCAGGUCUCUGUGGUGCCACCGAAAAGAGCUCCAAACCCACCCUCUUUGGCACGUGCUCUGUCCAUCUUUCUUUGUCCUGUAUGUCUCUCUUUCUCUCCGUGCUCUUUCGGGUUAUGCCCUGGGCAUUUUUAGAUGUUUUUUGUUUGUUUUCCUAGACAUGAUCUGACGUCCAAAACGGAGAAUUUCCCCUGCCGGUUUAGUUGUAUUACCAGUCGUUGAGUUGCCAGUCUUGUCUGCGUAGGGGCAUAUUUUAUUACUCGCUUUGCUUUUAAUUCAGUGUGCAACAGUGGUACGGCAUCAUUUGCUCUGGCAUGUGAUUGACAGGGUUUAUUUCUGCUUUCAUCACGUGUUAUCGCGUAUCUCUUGGGAGAUGCAACAAGCUGGAAAGGGCCUUGCUUGGAUUUAAAGGGAUAGCUAUUUUUUUUAAGUGCCCUCUGUCUCUUACUGUAUUUUAAAGCAGGUUUAGGCUCUCGGAUCUAUCGCGAACAGCUUGACGUCUUGAACGCAUAUUCAGUCCUCCUUCCUGUGGCUUUGCACACGCGGUCCUCUAUGCAUAAUGUCAGUUCGACAGUGAAUGUGAACACACCACACCACACCUGUCCAUCUCUUUUUGACUUUGAGCUAGAAACCCAGCGGAAUUGUUCAGCACACACUCUCAUGCAGAACACUAGUCAGCAGGCAUUAUUGUUUGUUUGUGGGGUUCUUUUUUUGCAAUUGUAAAAUGAAAUUAACCUUUCAUGUGACAUCCAUUCAGUCUCCUUGCUCUCUGCUUGGCCUGCCUCAUGCUUUUGUGUCUCCUGCUCUCUCGAUUUUCUUUCUCAUCCCAACUGUUCAUUAUGUGUAACUUGAAUCUGAUUUGUACUACUGGAUAUUCUGAUCGGAGCCAAAUAGCACCGUCUGUAUUCUUACUGAAACACAGCAUGGGAUUAACCUUCAAAUAAAAACGAACCUAAAUAAAUAAUAAUAAAAACCUUUUCUUGUU
Messenger RNA from Trichomycterus rosablanca, 1913 nucleotides. RefSeq names its product 14-3-3 protein epsilon-like. Gene Ontology annotation, molecular function: phosphoserine residue binding. Bases 87 to 860 code for a protein of 257 amino acids. The record is from RefSeq and is a predicted model, not a curated record. The transcript has 6 exons. Lineage: Eukaryota; Metazoa; Chordata; Actinopteri; Siluriformes; Trichomycteridae. Gene Ontology annotation, cellular component: cytoplasm. Gene Ontology annotation, biological process: signal transduction; regulation of mitotic cell cycle; intracellular protein localization.